Sphaerulina musiva SO2202 is the source of this 965-nucleotide messenger RNA. RefSeq lists its product as uncharacterized. Bases 342 to 845 code for a protein of 167 amino acids. The transcript has 2 exons. NCBI's taxonomy places the organism in Eukaryota, Fungi, Ascomycota, Dothideomycetes, Mycosphaerellales, Mycosphaerellaceae. The record is from RefSeq and is a predicted model, not a curated record.
CAUGUAUACAACAUAACAGCAAUGAAGAAUGUGGCUCCUCCUGCAACGACAUUUGCUGGUCGUCAGCAUCAUGCGCACGCUCCACAGCACUACCGCGCAGCGCCCCUGCACUAUACGAACCAGCACGAUCGAGACAAAUCGCGGCAGAUGCCGCCGAUCAAUUCAAGGUCCCAAAUACUUACUACCAGGAUACCGUAGCCAUCUCACGCCUCACACACGCCUGCCCUGACGCGCUGCUAUAUCCGGCGUCUGCGUGUGGGAACGGCUGCUGUCUUCAUUCGCAUCACUGAUUAUUGCACAUGUACUGACAAGCAAGGAAAGGAGAGGCACAAAUUUUUGCAAUGUCGCCCAUGGAAUAUUUGCUCACGCUUGCGUCGGCCUGUCGCUCGCGGCGGGCAUACGUUUUAGCUGCGUGCACGGGGCUCCAACCACUCUACCACAGGGUAACGACGCCUACAGCACCUCCCAGUAGUGCCUACAGCGCAAUCGAGAUCUGUCACACUGCUUUCUUGUACCCACUGCCCAGACAGGUGGUGAUGACACGGCAAUAUCUUCCGACAUCAGCUAGAUACCUUACGGGAUGUCUGGUCCAUCACCAGGCUGGCUUGGUAUAUCAAAACCAGAAUAAUUGCAAUGGUUCGUUCACAUCCGAACAGACUUCAAAGCACAACCAUCCGAAACAUCAACAGUUGCUUUACGUGCGAACGACACAGCUGGACCUUCAUGACAGAAUCCUAAAUCCAACGAGAUUUGACUUUAAGACGUUGUCACCAGUCCACGAACACUGCAAACUUGCACUCUUGCAGCGUCGCGCGUUUACAUUGGAGCAUGCACAGCUUUCAUAACACAGCAACACCAAGUACGAUGUGCUCAUUUUCGAGUGGCGUGCUCAUGCUCGCGAUGGUUUUUGAGUGGCACCGACGCCUCUCGCCUCCCGCGCAAUAACGGCCUACGAUAUCAUAUCA